CUCCUCUCUUCUCUUCGUUUCUGCAAGAACAAGAUAAACCCUAUAUCUUUCUCCAUCACUCAACACUAAUCACCAUGUUAAUCUUUCUCAUUGUCUUUGUCUCUCUAGGAUUUUUCCUCUUUUCUUUGUUCUUUUCUCUCUUUCAAGCAUUUCACAACACUGGUAUGAAAUUAGUUUCCGCUCAUGGCCCUCCCUCUUAUCCAAUUAUUGGCUGUUUGCUAGCUUUCUACAAGAAUCGCUAUCGCCUCUUAGAAUGGUACACCAAUCUUUUAUCUGUGUCUCCAACGCAAACCAUUGUAGUGCAGCGGCUUGGUGCUCGCCGCACCGUAGUCACCGCUAACCCCGCCAACGUAGAGUACAUGCUCAAGACCAACUUUAGUAACUUCCCUAAAGGCAAACCCUUCACUGAAAUCCUCGGGGACCUUCUUGGGUGUGGUAUUUUUAACGUUGAUGGUGAAUUAUGGUGCACUCAGCGUAAGUUGGCUGUCCACAAGUUCACCACCAAGUCUUUGAGGGAGUUCGUGGUUAAGACGCUGCAGGAAGAAGUGGAGAAUCGUUUAAUACCGAUCCUUGAGGAAGCUGCAGAUUAUGAAAAAGUUCUGGAUUUGCAAGAUAUGUUAAGGAGAUUUGCAUUUGAUAUUGUUGGUCGGGUUUCUUUGGGCACAGAUCCUUGUUGCUUGGAUCUUUCACGUCCUUCGCCUCCUCUUGUUAAGGCGUUUGAUACUGCUUCUGAAAUAAGCGCCAUGCGUGGGGCGGCACCUGUUUAUGCCGUGUGGAAGACAAAGCGACUGAUGAAUAUGGGAGUUGAAAGAAAACUCAAACAAGCAAUCAAGCUUGUCCAUAGCUCAGUUCUAGAGAUCGUACAAAGCAAGAAGAGGGUUCUUGAGAAUGACCAAGAAAGGAAAUUGGACGAUGAUCUUUUGUCAAGGUUGUUAUUAGAUGGCCACGAUGAGGAAGUUAUAAGAGACAUGCUAAUAAGUUUCAUUAUGGCUGGAAGAGAUACAACAUCAGCAGCAAUGACUUGGCUCUUUUGGUUGCUCUCCAAGCACCAGUCGUCAGAGAAAAUGAUCGUGGAUGAAGUAGAAACAUUACUCAACAACGGCGAAAGGACCAUCGAUUAUGAACUACUUAGAGAGAUGAACUUCUUGAAAGCAACUUUAUGCGAGUCCAUGAGAUUGUAUCCUCCUGUUGCAUGGGACUCCAAGCAUGCUCUUUUAGACGAUGUCUUGCCGGACGGGACUUUUAUACGGAAAGGAGAUAGAGUGACCUAUUUUCCCUAUGGAAUGGGCAGAAUGGACAGUCUGUGGGGCAAGGACCGCUUCGAGUUCAAACCAGAGAGGUGGUUCGAGCAACCAGUUGGGUCGGGGAGAGGCGGUGCGAUGCUGAAGACUGUGAGUCCAUACAAGUUUCCAGUGUUCCAAGCGGGUCCAAGGGUGUGCCUUGGGAAGGAAAUGGCGUUUAUACAGAUGAAGUAUGUGGUGGCUUCGGUGCUGAGGCGGUUCGAGUUGAGACCGGUUAGGGAGGAGCAGCCUGUUUUUGUUCCUCUGUUGACGGCUCACAUGGCUGGCGGGUUGAAGGUUACUGUCAAGAGAAGGACAUAAAAAUGGUUUCAUUGCACUUGUAAAUUCGUUAGUCGCCAAAUUGACGCCGUGCGAAGAGUCCAACGUUCUAGUCCUUUUGUUGGAAAGUCCUAUAAAUUUGCUUUAGAGAAUAUUCCAACGACAA
Molecule: messenger RNA, 1725 nt
Organism: Manihot esculenta (cassava)
Lineage: Eukaryota; Viridiplantae; Streptophyta; Magnoliopsida; Malpighiales; Euphorbiaceae
Product: cytochrome P450 94B3
Exons: 1
Coding region: 75-1601 (508 amino acids)
Molecular function (GO): monooxygenase activity; oxidoreductase activity, acting on paired donors, with incorporation or reduction of molecular oxygen; iron ion binding
Source: RefSeq, a predicted model, not a curated record